Molecule: messenger RNA, 3860 nt
Organism: Leptopilina boulardi
Lineage: Eukaryota; Metazoa; Arthropoda; Insecta; Hymenoptera; Figitidae
Gene: LeuRS
Product: leucine--tRNA ligase, cytoplasmic
Exons: 10
Coding region: 114-3650 (1178 amino acids)
Biological process (GO): leucyl-tRNA aminoacylation
Molecular function (GO): ATP binding; aminoacyl-tRNA deacylase activity; leucine-tRNA ligase activity
Source: RefSeq, a predicted model, not a curated record
ACUUGAUGUAAAAUCCCUAUUUGAUUGCCGAAAAGUCUUCACGUGUAUUUUCACAUUGUUUUUCGUUGUGUAGUUUUUGUGAAGUCUUUUAAUUUUCUGAAUAAAAAGUGAAAAUGGGAACCGAAAGAAAGGGUACAUUUAAAGUUGAAUAUCUUCAGGCAAUUGAAAAAAAUAUACAAGCCACAUGGGAAAAUGAAAAAGUCUAUGAACAAAAUGCCCCAUUAUCGGCUGAUGGUAGAAAAGCAGAUUCCAAAUUUAUGGCAACAUUUCCAUUUCCCUAUAUGAAUGGUCGUCUUCAUUUGGGUCAUUCAUUUUCCCUAUCAAAAUGUGAAUUUGCCAUACGCUAUCAACGUCUUCUUGGUAAACAUUGUUUAUUUCCAUUUGGUUUACAUUGCACUGGUAUGCCAAUAAAAGCAUGUGCCGAUAAAUUAAAAAGAGAAAUUGAACUUUAUGGUAAUCCACCAAAAUUUCCAAAAGAUGAAAUCCCCAUUGAAGAUAAAGACGACGAUAUUGUUAUUAAAGAUAAGAGUAAGGGUAAAAAAAGUAAAGCUGUCGCUAAAACUGCAAGUCUUAAAUAUCAAUGGCAAAUAAUGCGUAGUUUAGGUUUAUCAGAUGAUGAAAUUUGUAAAUUUGCCGAUGAAAAUUAUUGGCUUGAAUAUUUUCCACCGUUAGCAGUUAAUGAUUUAAAAUCACUUGGUAUUGCCGUUGAUUGGCGACGAAUUUUCAUAACAACCGAUAUUAAUCCAUUUUUUGAUUCAUUUGUCCGUUGGCAAUUUCAACAUCUUAAGGAGAGAAAUAAAAUUAAAUAUGGCAAACGUCAUACAAUUUAUUCGCCAAAAGAUCAACAACCUUGUAUGGAUCAUGAUCGUGGUAGUGGCGAAGGUGUUGGACCACAAGAAUAUACAUUAAUAAAAAUGAAACUCAUUGCACCGUAUCCAAAAAAAUUAUCAAAUAUUUCAAAUGAAAAUAUAUUUCUUGUCGCCGCUACAUUACGACCUGAAACAAUGUAUGGACAAACAAAUUGUUGGAUUCAUCCUGAAAUGCGUUAUAUUGCUUAUAAAUUAUCAAAUAAUGAUAUUUUUAUUUCAACUGAAAGAGCAGCUCGUAAUAUGUCGUAUCAGGAAUUUUUUAAAAUUGAGGGUAAAAUUGAUAUUGUUGCCGAAUUAGUGGGACAAGAUAUUAUGGGAUUAUCCCUUGAGGCUCCGCUGACAACAAAUAAAAUUAUUUACACUCUACCAAUGUUGACAAUUAAAGAAGAUAAAGGAACGGGAAUUGUCACAUCGGUACCAAGUGAUUCACCCGAUGAUUAUGCAGCGUUGGUCGAUCUCAAGAAAAAGCAACCGUUCCGUGAAAAAUAUGGAAUUAAAGAUGAAAUGAUUUUGCCCUAUGAACCAAUACCAAUAAUAGAAGUUCCUGAAUUUGGUAAUUUAUCCGCUGUUACUGUAUACAAUCAAUUGAAAAUUCAAUCACAAAAUGAUCGUAUUAAAUUAAAUGAGGCAAAAGAAAUGGUUUAUUUAAAAGGAUUUUACGAUGGUGUACUAUUGGUGGGACCACAUAAGGGUAAAAAAGUUCAGGACGUUAAGAAAAUAUUGCAAAAUAAUUUAAUUGACAAGAAAAAUGCUGUUAUUUAUUAUGAACCAGAGAAAACAGUUACAUCAAGAUCGGGUGAUGAAUGCGUUGUUGCACUUUGUAAUCAAUGGUAUUUAAAUUAUGGUGAAGCAAAAUGGAAAGCAGAAACUGAAAAAGCAUUGGCUAAUAUUGAAACAUUUCACGAGGAAGUGAGAAGAAAUUUUACACAUUGUCUCAAUUGGCUUCAUGAAUAUGCUUGUUCACGUACCUAUGGACUUGGAUCACGACUUCCUUGGGAGGAAGAAUGGCUAAUAGAAUCUCUUUCUGAUUCGACAAUUUACAUGGCUUAUUACACUGUAGCGCAUUAUCUUCAAGGCAAUAGUUUUAAAGGCGACAAGGAAAAUGAACUGGGAAUCAAACCGGAACAAAUGACACGCGAAGUUUGGGAUUACAUCUUCUUUAAAGAUGCAAAACUACCAAAAACAACGAUAAAAAAAGAAGCACUACGUUUAUUGAGAACGGAAUUUCAAUAUUGGUAUCCAGUUGAUCUUCGUGUAUCGGGUAAAGAUUUAGUACAAAAUCAUUUGACAUUCUAUCUUUACAAUCAUACGGCAAUUUGGCCAAAUCAACCUGAAAUGUGGCCACAAGCAAUUCGAGCAAAUGGACAUUUACUUCUGAAUUCAUCUAAGAUGGCAAAAUCAGAUGGUAAUUUCUUGACAUUAUCAGAGGCGAUAGAAAAAUUCUCAGCUGAUGGAACAAGAUUUUGUCUCGCCGAUGCUGGCGAUUCAAUUGAGGAUGCAAAUUUUGUUGAAUCAAUGGCCGAUGCAGGAAUUUUAAGACUAUAUACAUUUAUUGAAUGGGUGAAAGAAGUAAUUGAGACUAAAGAUUUAUUUAGAAAAGGAACUCCAAAAACAUUUCAUGAUAUAGUUUUUGAAAGUGAAAUAAAUCUAAAAAUUCAAGAGACUGGUGAAAAUUUUUCGAAAAUGUUAUAUAAAGAAGCGUUGAGAACGGGAUUUUUUGAACUUCAAGCUGCAAGGGAUAAAUAUAUGCAAUUAAGUGCAGCAGAUAAAGUAAAUUGGCAAUUAAUAAUGAAAUAUAUUGAAGUUCAAGUACUACUUUUGUUGCCAAUUUGUCCCCAUGUUGGGGAACACGUAUGGAAAUUGAUUGAAAAGCCAAACAGUGCUCUAAGUGCAAGAUGGCCAAAAGCAGGUGAAAUAAAACAAAAUUUAAUAAAAUCAUCACAAUAUUUAAUGGACGCUGCACAUUCGUUUAGAUUAUUUUUAAAAAAUCACAUGACACCACCAAAAAGUAAGGACAAGACAAAAAUAAUUGUGGAAAAACCAAAUACUGCAAUUAUUUGGGUGGCAAAAACUUUCCCACGUUGGCAAAGUAUCGUUCUCACUACAAUGAAAGACCUCUAUAAUAAAAAUGGAGGAAAAUUGCCCGACAAUAAAGUGAUAUCAACUGCUUUGAAUUUGGAAGUUGAAUUAAAGAAAUAUAUGAAAAAAGUAAUGCCAUUUGUUCAGGCGACAAGGGAGAAAAUUGAAUUGAUUGGAGUUAAAGCAUUUCAAUUGACUCUCGAUUUUGACGAAGCUGAUGUAUUGGAGAAGAAUAAAAAAUAUAUUUCCGAUACUUUAGACUUGGAAAAAGUGGAAAUAAAAUUCACAGACGAAGCGCCAGAAAAAACAAAAGAGGAAUGUUGUCCUGGUGCACCUUACAUUAGUUUUUUCACUCAACCAGGAAUAUUUGUAAAUAUUUCAAAUCCUGUACCAUGUAAUGGUUUAUUCACAACUUCGGUGAAGGUUGUCGAUGGCGAUAGUGUAGCAAAUGUAAUUUCUAAAAUUGCGAAAGGAAAUAAGCGAAUUGAAGACUCAAAAUCCCUGGUCCUGCAACGAUUCGAUGACACAAUUCUAGGUCCAAGAACAAUACCAAAUCCAUCGAGUCCAAUGAAGGGCAAAAAGGAAUUAUCAAAUGAUGCCACUUUUAAAGUGGAUUUGGAUAAAGAUGUCGUGUUUGUUGAACGUGAACCAGGAAAAUUUAUCAAUAUUGAAAAACAACUCAAUUAUACAGUGCGUAGUUAACUAAAGAAAAAAAAGAAAAUUUUUGCAUAGGCACCAGUAUAUUCUGAGGCGUCGUGAAGUGCAGCUCCAUAUGGUCCACAUGAGCCCGCUAUCAAUGGUUUUCGAUUUAUCUGCUGUUUAGUUGAGAAAAAUAAAAAAUUAACAAUUUUUUUUUUUCGAAACGAUUUUCAGUCACACGAUAUUAAAAUAAAUUUGUUUCUUCUUUUGGGA